Messenger RNA from Lytechinus pictus (painted urchin), 6385 nucleotides. RefSeq lists its product as uncharacterized. NCBI's taxonomy places the organism in Eukaryota, Metazoa, Echinodermata, Echinoidea, Temnopleuroida, Toxopneustidae. The record is from RefSeq and is a predicted model, not a curated record. The coding region runs from base 1764 to 3455 and encodes 563 amino acids. The transcript is spliced from 15 exons.
GGCUGCUUCUUAUUCUCCUUUCUCCUUAGAUUCUUCUUUGGCCGCUUCUUCUCAUUUCUCCUUAGAUUCUUCCUUGGCCACUUCUUCUUCCCCUUCUCCUUUCUCCUUAGAUUCUUCUUUGGCCGCUUCUUCUCCCCUUCUCCUUUCUCCUUAGAUUCUUCUUUGGCCGCUUCUUCUUCCCUUCUCCUUUCUCAUUAGAUUCUUCUUUGGCCGCUUCUUCUUCCCCUUCUCCUUUCUCCUUAUAUUAUUCUUUGGCCGCUUCUUCUCCCCUUCUCCUUUCUCCUUAGAUUCAUCUUUGGGUUCUUCUCCCCUUCUCUUUUCUCCUUAGAUUCUUCUUUGGCCGCUUCUUCUUCCCCUUCUCCUUUCUCCUUAUAUUAUUCUUUGGCCGCUUCUUCUUCCCUUCUUCUUUCUCCUUAGAUUCUUCCUUGGCCACUUCUUCUUCCCCUUCUCCUUUCUCCUUAGAUUCUUCUUUGGCUGCUUCUUAUUCUCCUUUCUCCUUAGAUUCUUCUUUGGCCGCUUCUUCUCAUUUCUCCUUAGAUUCUUCCUUGGCCACUUCUUCUUCCCCUUCUCCUUUCUCCUUAGAUUCUUCUUUGGCCGCUUCUUCUUCCCCUUCUCCUUUCACCUUAGAUUCUUCUUUGGCCGCUUCUUCUUCCCCUUCUCCUUUCUCCUUAGAUUCUUCUUUGGCCGCUUCUUCUCAUUUCUCCUUAGAUUCUUCUUUGGCCGCUUCUUCUCCCCUUCUCCUUUCUCCUUAGAUUCUUCUUUGGCCGCUUCUUCUUCCCCUUCUCCUUUCUCCUUAGAUUCUUCUUUGGCCGCUUCUUCUUCCCCUUCUCCUUUCACCUUAGAUUCUUCUUUGGCCGCUUCUUCUUCCCCUUCUCCUUUCACCUUAGAUUCUUCUUUGGCCACUUCUCCUUUCUCCUUAGAUUCUUCUUUGGCCGCUUCUUCUCCCCUUCUCCUUUCUCCUUAGAUUCUUCUUUGGCCGCUUCUUCUUCCCCUUCUCCUUUCUCCUUAGAUUCUUCUUUGGCUGCUUCUUCUCCCCUUCUCCUUUCUCCUUAGAUUCAUCUUUGGCUUCUUCUCCCCUUCUCUUUUCUCCUUAGAUUCUUCUUUGGCCGCUUCUCCCCUUCUCCUUUCACCUUAGAUUAUUCUUUGGCCGCUUCUCCCUUUUCCUUAGAUUCUUCUUUGGCUGCUUCUUUCCCCUUCUCCUUUCUCCUUAGAUUCUUCUUUGGCCACUUCUUCUCCUUUCUCCUUUCUCCUUAGAUUCUUCUUUGGCCACUUCUUCUCCUUUCUCCUUAGAUUCUCCUUUGGCUGCUUUUUCUUCCCCUUCUCAAUACCUUUCUCCUUAGAUUCUUCUUUAUGAUAACUGACUACAUGUAUCACUUUGAGUCAGAAAUUCAAGUCUGAUCUCUCUUGUUUGGGUCCCAUUGCAUGAAUGUUACAAUUAUGUUAACUUUGCCAUCCAAUGGUAACUUUAAUAGAUUCCUCAAUUUUGAUCGGCUGUUGAGCGUCAUUACCAUUAUGAUGGUAGUUACCAUAAGAUGGCAAAAUUACCACAGUAGUAACUUUUAUGCAAGGAGCCCCUGGUAGAUACCUUGAAUGAGAAAGUUAAACGUGUGGUCAGAUUGAAAAAAAAUUGUUAGUUGUCGACUGUUUGUAUUUUCAAUUUUGUUUUUCUUUAUUUUUUUCUUGAUUCUUUAAUUUCAGCACCUCAGUUGGUUCACCAUGGCAAGAUUGAUUAUCUUGUAUUUGAUUACCUGUCAGAGAUUACCAUGUCUCUUCUGGCUGCUGCCAGGAGGAAAAACCCAGAUAUGGGAUACGCACCAGACUUUGUGCAGGUGAUCAUCAAGCAUUUGCUGCGCGAUAUCAAGAAGAAAGGCAUCAAGGUCAUCAGCAAUGCUGGCGGUAUCAACCCUCAUGCCUGUGCCAAGGCUAUCAGGGAACUAGCAAAGGAUGCGGAUAUUGAUAUCAAGGUCGCCGUCGUCUCCGGAGACAACCUCAUGGUCGAUAAAAAGUCGGUGUAUGCCACAGACCCCAAAGAUCUUGAUUCUGGAAGUCCUUUGCCUGAAUCGCUUGUUACAAUGAAUGCAUAUUUGGGAGCAACACCCAUAGCGAGGGCAUUGGACUUGGGUGCUGAUAUAGUAGUGACUGGUCGGUGUGUGGACAGUGCUGUAGUACUUGGACCACUCAUGCACACAUUUGGCUGGUCACCUGAGGAUUACAACACCUUGGCUGCGGGCAGUCUAGCUGGUCAUCUGGUUGAGUGUGGGGCUCAGGCCACUGGAGGUAUCUUCACCGAUUGGCAUCUGGUACCUGAUUGGGACAAUAUUGGUUUCCCAGUUGUCCAAGUUGCCCCCGAUGGCAAGUUUGUCCUCACCAAGCCCCCCAAGACCGGGGGUCUGGUCAACAAAGCAACGGUCGGUGAGCAAUUGGUCUAUGAGAUUGGAGAUCCCAGGGCGUACAUGCUUCCUGAUGUGACCUGUGACUUCAGCCAGGUCAACUUAACAGAGGUCAAAGAUGAAAGUGGAGAUGGCGUCCUAGUGACUGGUGUAAAAGGCUACAACCCCAGCGAUAGUUACAAGGUCAGCGCAACGUACCUAGAUGGAUACAGGGCCACUGCUGUAUCAACAGUUGCCGGCCGGAAUGCUGUUGCCAAGGGGAGACGAACAGCAGAAAGUCAAAUCAAAAGGAUUAGAAGAAUAUUCAAGAUGUUUGGAAUGGAAGACUUUACAAGAGUCCGCAUACAGAUGCUUGGUUCAGAGGAAACGUAUGGAGCUAAUGCUAGAGACCUGAACCCAAGAGAAGCUGCUAUCUGGUUAGCAGUAGAACACCCGCAGAAAGAAGCCUUAGGCAUCUUUGCUAUGGAGCUUGCUCCAGCCGGUACAGGCAUGGCUCCUGGUUUGACUGGCCUGAUUGGUGGACGACCAAAAGCAUCACCGAUCUUGAAGCUUCAUUCAUUCCUCUACCCCAAAGACAAGGUUCCAGUAAAAGUUGACGUAGAUGGUACAGAAGAAGAGUUCACUGUGUUGUCCAAUCAAGGAACAGAAGCAGGAAGCUCCUCCGACCUGGAGCCCGCCCCCGUUGGUGACCUUGAGACAGGUGAACAUACGUUUGAUGUUGGUCAACUGGCGUACACUCGCAGCGGAGACAAAGCCAAUUCUGCCAAUAUUGGUGUGAUUGCCAGACAUCCAUCUUACUUGCCUUACCUGAAGAAAGCGCUCACAUCUCAAGCUGUUCAGGAGUACUUCCAGCAUGUCUUUGAACCAACAGAAGAAGGAGAAGAAUUGGUCACCAGGUAUGAGCUACCUGGCUUGGAUGCACUUAACUUUGUGCUCAAGAAGUCUCUGGGAGGUGGAGGUGUUACAUCCUUAAGGAGUGAUCCCCAGGGUAAAGCAUAUGGACAGAUGCUCCUUGACUUCAAGAUAGAGAACGUGCCGGACCUCAUCUCACGGGCAAAAGAGUGAACGAGACUGAUGACGGAAAUGUUUAAAGAGAAAAUACGAUUGUUGGAAAGACAGAGAUAAUUAUUUUGAACUAUAGAAAUGAAUUAUCAAUCUCUUGCAAUGAUUCGUAGGACAGAAUAUUGUAUUAAAUUGGUCCUCUGCAAAGGAUUGCUUUUCAACUGCCCUAAAAUAGCAGCUGAAAUGGUCUGUCCGAACAUUUGUAGUAGUCCCAUGCGUGGUGACUCUCAACAGAAUGGAGCCAGUUCAUUUUUUAUCAUGUGGGGAUUCUAGUGCCUUACCGCCAACUCUGCUUUUUGGGUAUAACCUCUCUUAAUAAUUGCGUUGAGGCAGUUUCUUAUCUACUAAAAAUCACAAUUUGAAUUGCUACAUUUUCUUUAAACUAUUGUGCCUCAUGUGUACUUGGCUGUAUUUAAAGGUAUGCCUAUUAUGUUUUGUAUGACUAUGCAGUUGCAGAUUAGAGAACUCUGUAGGACCAGUCAUUCUGUCAUUUCUCAUUAAAGUAAUCCUCUUUUGAUUGAGUGUACAUGUCGGUCCAAUAACCAUAGUAUCAAUCAAGUUUGCCAAUCGAAGUUAUAACCUAUUCAAGUAGGUCCAUCGUUUUAUACCGCUUUCAUCAAAACUGAUUAUUUAAGUCAAUAAUUCUGUACGUUUAGGAUUAAAUCUUCUUAAUUCUAAGUCUAGUGAAAGUAGAAAAAUAUAACAAAGAACAAGGAGUUCCUUUCAAUAAUAACUGUGAGUUUAAGUAAUCUGUGCAUUCCAAAUGAAGAACUUUGCGGGAUCUGUAUAAUAUUGCAUUUAAAGGAAUAUGACAGAAAAUAAGAGUUUUGACCAAUGUUCAAAUUAUAAUAUAUUUGGUGUUACACUUUGUAAGUGCAUAAGAAUCAAUGUGACCAAUAUUAGAGGCAUGUUCUGUAGUUACUGGAUGAUUACAUUUAUUAUCAUGGUUAUUCUAUUUAAUGGCGAUAAUGUGCAAGUGUGUGAUAAGGUAAUUCCAGUAUUCAGUAUGGCACUUGUUCAACAAGUCUUUGACUUUCUCCCAUUAUUAAGUUUUUUUUUAAUUUGUCCUCUAGAAUAAAGUUAUAAUGUAGUGUUUUUAUGUUCUGUAAAAUGAUUGAAUCAUUUUUUUCUUUACUAGUAUUCCAUUCCUGUUGAUAAAUCAUUAUUAUCAAUUAUAUUCAUUUGGUCAUGCUUUCAAAGUGCAUGUGUGUAUAUGUUUGUUAAGGACUUGAGAUUGUAUCAUAAAGUAAAGACUUAAAGGAAAAUGAAACUUUUGGAACAAGAUGGCUGGUGUGAAAACAGAAAAAUAAAAAAUUCAGAUCAAUGAAAGUUUGAGAAGAAUUGAAUGAAUCAUAAGAAAGUUAUGAGCACUUGAAGUUUAGAUCAUUAUUGUAAUGUAGUUCCCAUUGGCAAUGCGACAAAGAUGUGUGAUGUCACAUGUGAACAACUUUCCCAUUGCUUUUGUAUAUAUUUCACUAAAAAUGUCUUUUUUGUUACAUCUAUCAAUAGAUCUUGAUUUUUUUUCUAUACGAGGGCUUAUAAUGCAUAUUUUCAAAGAAGAUAUUAUGGAUAAAGACUUUUUAUGACCAUUUUGGGGGUAUUUUAUAGUUCAUCAAAGGGGAAGUUGUUCACAUGUGCUCAUAAUUUGUCAUUAUUUGUCCGAUUUUUCUCGAACUCUUUGAUCUUAUUCUUUUAUUUUUCUCUUUCCACUCAAGCCCACUUGUUCCAAGGGUUUCAUUACUUCCCCUUUAACUAAAAUUCUGUUUACAAAAAUAUAGAUGUUAUCUUGUGUAAAAGUUUGUUAAACGUUAUCUUUCAUCAUGCUUGUCUGAUUGCUUGCUUGCUUACUACCCAGGGGAGUGUUUCAUAAGGCAACUUGCCAGUGAUUGUCAAUUUGCUCUCAGCCAAUCAGAUGCAAUCUUUUCAGUAGCUUAUAACAAUUAUAGGUGAAAAUCCUUGACUGUUUGUUUUCAUGAAAUACUUCCCAGAUUUCCUUUUCAUCUGUGAAAGAAUAUCUUAUCCCAUUACUUAUAAUAAUAUAGGAUUUGUAUAGCGCACAUAUCCACCUUGGUAGGUGCUCAAGGUUCUCCUAUAUUACCCCGGCUAAGCUAGUCUACCGAUUCUGGUGUGCCCAGCUUUUUGAGGAAUUACUUCCUGCCGGUACCCAUUUACCUCACCUGGGUCGAGUGCAGCACAGUGUGGAUAAAUUUCUUGCUGAAGGAAAUCACACCAUGGCUAGGAUUCGAACCCACGGCAAGAGUCAGAACCACUUGACCACGACGCGCCCACAUUAUUAAGGGUGAUAAUUCAAAUGUUUGUCAUAAUAUGAAUUAUGAAAAAAAAAUUCAAGUCAUUACUCUAUGCAGGUAAUUUUGUAACGGUUUGAAAAUGAUAUUAAUAAUCAGCACUUGGCAUGAUGUUCUAAUCUCAGGGAUAUUUCUUGUCUAUUUAAUUAUGCUGAAGAAAUGCAUAAUGAAAUUAAAAAAUGCUUAUGGUUUGUGUUGAAUAACUGACUUCAUCAAAUUAAAUUAGAUCAAAUCAAGAAUGAUGAAGAUUUGUUUUAGUACACUGACCUAGCAGCAUACACAUCUCAUUGCAUAAACCCUUGAGAAAUUUCAUUUGUUCUUAUGGAUGCCAAGUUAUUAAGUGUUUAAAACUGUUAUUUGAAUAAAACAAACACCAUGUUGCUUGUUUGAUGAAAUUAUGACAAUUUGGGGUUAUUUUUUUAAAUGAAAGCAUGCAUAUUAGAAAAUCUAUUAUUAUAAAAUGUGUAUAAGUGGUAGUUAUGGUCAUUCAUUGUAAAUUGUAUUUGUUAAAAUUGUCAAAGUAUAACUUUUAUAUCGGUGAUCGUGGUUGUCAUUCACCUAUCAUUGGAUUCUUUUAAAUUGAAAUGUUAAGACUUUAUAAAUAAUACAAGAGAAAAGGAAAAUGAA